GGUCGUGCCCAAAAUUAUUACGAUCUUUACUCAAACAACGAAGUACACAAAACGAGGAAUGAUGGCGUUAGUGGUAAGGGUGUUAACUGAUACAGGAUACAUUCAAUAAUAUAGUACAUGUGAAUUUCUUUAUUUUUUUAGUGAAGUGGAAGUGGACAAUUGUUGUAGUGUUUAGUAUAAUAUUCAUCCCUGGGUAUUGUUAUUCAUGACAUCAUUAUAAGGUACGGGGAAUCAAUCUGACCUGGGACAAGCCCAAGACAGACUUAGUCUGGAAACCGACUCAUUACUCGCUCGGGAGGGCGGGUGGGUCGCCAAUCGCCCUUCGUGUCGGACACAAUGAAGUGAAUGGGACAAAGCGUACCAGUUUUUUCCUUUAUCUAUACUCAGUUUCAUAUCAUAAUUAAUCCCCAGGGAUGAUAUUUAGAAUUCAAAUGGGGCGUGAAUAGCAAACAAUUUUAUAAAUAGCCUCGCGAAGCCUCGCGGCUUGUUCAUAUCACUAGAAAUAGGAGCAGUAACUGUCAUUCACGUUCGAGCUAGCCAAUCAGAGCGCAAGUGACAAUACAUCAGUUCCACAGAUGAGAUCUGUAAAAAAAAAAAACGUCCGAAAAUAGCCUGGGGAAAAAAACGAAGCGGCAUAAGUAUAUUUUCGACCGGAGCGGCCCCCGGAUUCUCGAUUACUUGCUGUGGACAGUUAAAAACAAUAAUGCGAAGUUGUUAACAGUUGUGAUCGCAGAACUUUUGAAUUGCGUGCUUUUGUUGAAAACUUUCGGUUACUAAUACCACGAGUGCUUUAACAGUUAAGCCUCAUUAACAGUCUACCUAAGAGACAGAUCAGAAGAAAAAAAUCAUGUGGGGGGUGGGAGGGGGGGUGCGAAGCUUAAGAAAAUAUAUUCGUGCAAGGGAAAAGUAAAAAUUCUCGCGGCUCCAAAAAUCCCGACCCCCCCAUAACAUUCUUAGUGGUCCGUCCCUAAGAACGCGUUAGGUGGUUGCUCAGUGCUCAGAUUCAUCUAAAUCAUAAAAAGGCAAACUGAUCCUUACGGAAAGGCGAUGAAGAAAUAAACAAAAGAAUAAAACAAAAAAGUAUAUAUUUUUUAAAAAACUGGCGCAAUAUUUCUAGUUAAAAACAAACCUUCUUCAGGGGCUAAAAGAAAAAUGAAGAUAAAACUAAAAGUUCGUUACAGAUAAGAGUUUGAAAAUAUGAAAAUAAAGACAAUAGAUUGUUAUUGGUGUAGUAGACUAGGUGGCACCAUUUAUCAGUGAGCUUCGUCACGCCUAUUUAUUCCUAGAGGAGAUAAAUGGGUUCCCUUUGUGUAUUAAAUGAGCCUCCCUAGCCUUUCUCACUGCAUCAUGGUAGCUGCGUACGUUGAUCUUCGCUCGAGUUAUUUAUUUAAUGCUUCUCUUUUUUUCAGCUCUCUCGUCAUCUGACACCCCUCAGUUUAAAGACUCGAGCACUAAAAUUGCAGUAACAAGUAAAUAUGCCAGUAUUAUUGGUCACCCAGUUUCACCUGCGCCGACUAGGGUCCCCACAGUGGUAGUGGUUGCAGCGCUGGUAGCAGCUUUUAUAACAGCCCUUGUAAUGUCGCUGAUACACCUUGUUCGAAAGAGGUAUUAAAGAAGCUUUACUCUUUACAGAGGCUCUUCUGCAACAUCCAUUGGUAUAUUAUGCAUCUCUUAAAAACAAAACUGAAUGCAAGGAUGGCAAUACGACAAAGGGCUGAUUUAUUUGAGUUCAAUAUUUCGGCUAACAAAAUUAGCCUUCCACAGGGCCAGAGCUCUCAGUGUAGCUCUGGUCCUGAGGAAGGCUAAUUUUGUUAGCCGAAAUAUUGGCUUCAAAUAAAUCAGUCCUUUGCCGUAUCACCAGCCUUGAAGUCAGUUUUGGUUUAAUUCCCACUUCAAGCGACGCCUGGCAUUAACAUCUCUACAUCAUGGAUUCGGUAAGAAAGAACCGAAUCGGUUUUAAUUAAGCGUUGAGUGGACCUCUGAAUGCCAAGGUUUUUACUACAUGCAUCUCCUACUCAUUCAGCGGGCUCUUUUCUGCUUUGAAUUGUUGUCAUUAAUUACCAUCUCCGCCACAACCCCGGCCUUGCGUGUUCGCCCUGAGCUUAACAUUUUCUUAUUCUGGCUGAUUGGCGAAAUCGCUGACCUUUAACGGAGUUUUUAGUUUAUUUAUCGCUGGCGAGCUUUAGCGAGGCAGCAAAAAAGCUCGCCAGCACACUAUUGAGAGGAUCCGUGGUGUUACUUACAUCUAAGCGGUGAAAUCUUUUUUGGAUGUCAGAUUCAUGCGCAAUAUCGUUCUUUCAUUUUUUGUCGUCGCAAUCAAUGAUGCAUUGACCGAGAAGGCCUGGGAAGACGUCCUACAGAGACUAUGAAAGGUUAUCCUAACCAAGCUUUGAACAACCCGUCCCAUAGGUUUCCUGGUAUCUGGACUUCAUGCCUGCAACACAACGUCCUGUCGGGUAGUGUGCAAUAUAUUAACAAUAGAGUUUUCAUUUUUUUUUCCUCCACAGAAAACGUUCAUUAUUACAAAAAGAAUUUGCUAUGACAACGGCCGAUGUUGUACUAUCAAGUACUGCUUUAAGAAAUGACCCUUACAGAAGGUAAUUAUACCGGUUGUGUGAGAAGUGGCAUACCCUGCGAGCAGAGGCUAUAUUUUCGCUGUGUGAGCAGGCGUGCGAAAAGUAGCCUCUGCCGAAGACCGUUCAAUUUUCUAUCGUGCAUGCGCGAAAUUCGUCACACUAUUCGCAAGCAAAAUUAAUCGUCACUGUCUGUCGUCAAAUGGCGCGAGUUUCGCGGGAAUAAAAAAGUUGCGACAACUCUGAUCUGCUACACAAGAAUCACGCAAUGCCUUAAACCGGUUAAGAACAGGAAAAAAAACCGUUUUUUCAAUUUAUUCGUCCAGAUUUCUUGACGGAUCUGAGCCGUUGCCGGCAGAGGCUACUUUUCGCACGACAGCUCACACCGCGAAAAUGUAGCCUCUGCUCGGAGGGUAGAAGUUGCAUUAGUUGUAUGAGGAAAAAAAGAACAUAAACAUGUACAUACACAACACAGCACAGUGGAGCAUGGCAGUAAUCCUGUCAAUAAACCAAAUAUCUUGUUCUUAGCAUGUCCCGACGCAGUUCGUAUGAAUCAUUUAGCAUUCCAAUGCCUGAUGGACCUGGCCAAACCAAACCUUCUAUUGCUUCAAAAAUAUCUGUGACGUCAUCAUCAGGAAGUACUACCUAACUUAAGUAAUGGUAAGUUGUGCAACUACUAGUGAACACAAAUCUGUCGCUGCAAACAAAGUUAGGGUUUCUAUGAUCAAGGAAAAGAUAGGGAAAUACAAAAAAAAAAAAAGAUAUCAACUUAGGGUCAUACCAGGGAAAAUUUUAUCCUAGCUCCAGAGGUCUGUUAUGGUAAUAUUGGCUAUGAUCAGAAACCCAUAAGGGGUUGCUCAACCCCUUAUGAGUUUCUGCUAUGAUAAAAUAACCGUUGGUAUUCUGUAAAAUAAGCUUCUAUUUUUACAUGUCAUAUAAAAGAUCACAACAACUUCUAUUAAGUCAAGGAAUUUUUGAAUAAUCAGGGAAAGAAAUGCUUGGUUCUUAUAGGCAAAGCCAGUGAAAAGUAGGGUUCGUGAAGGUUAUAAAAAGGCUUUUUUCGGAAAGGGAAAAAAGUUGAUUGAUUCUAAUGUAUUCAUAUUUCGUAUAGAUAAAGAAAAAAAGAUAAGUGAAAACCAUCAGAAAAUUCAAAAUGUAGGCAGGAGUAUUCAUGGCCAAGAGAUGAGCAAACGAUACGUCAGAGAGGUCAAAAGUCAAGGAGAUUGUUCUUUUAGUUCUGAAAGCCAGAUAACGUACUUAUUGACUAAAAGAACAUUAAAAAAAUGUUUCCACCAUCUGUCCUCCAAGAAUCGUCAUGUUGAUCGAUAAUGAUGAUAAACGUACGUUGUGACUGUUGUCCAGAAAGGCGACUGCUUACGUUUAGGUUAACAACAAUGUCCAAUUUACACAAUUAAUUUCUUUUAUCUUUCAGGAAAAACUGAAACCAUGGCGUGUUUAGCGAUUGUGGAGAACCAUGCAUGA
This is a messenger RNA of Porites lobata, 4055 nucleotides long. The record is from the annotation of a GenBank genome assembly. Lineage: Eukaryota; Metazoa; Cnidaria; Anthozoa; Scleractinia; Poritidae.